AUGACAGCUGGACCAACAACUGAACAACCAUGCUCCGGAUAUGAACCAGGACCCAUCGUUGCAACAUAUCAAUCUGGCCAAACUAUUCCUAUAACAUGGACAAUUCUUACAGCUCAUGGGGGCAGCUGUAGUGUUCAACUUUCGAUAAAUGGCAAAGAUUCAGAAUUUCAAGAAUUAAAAUCAUAUUCAAAUUGCGCAGAUGCAAUUGGUACGUUUAAUGAUAAUGUACAGUUACCGGCGGGAAUAGCAUGCGAUAAAUGCACAUUCAGGUGGGUGUGGAAUUCAGCAUUAAAUGGUGAAUUGUAUCUACAGUGCGCGGAUAUUAAGAUUGGAGGCGAAAGUAAUAAUUCUACGAAUACUGUGCCACUUACAACUACAUUAUCUACACCACUUACGACUACAUUAUCUACACCACUUACAACUACAUUACCUACAUUACCGAUUUCAAAAACUAUAUCAUCAAAUUCGAAUACCAUAAUGGCACCUACCUUUACUAAAUUUCCAACGCGCACUUCUUCAAUUGAUAAACCUAUAAAACCAACGUGCACUUCUUCAAUUGCUAAACCUAUAAAACCAACGUGCACUUCUUCAAUUGCUAAACCUAUAAAACAAAAGUGCACUUCUUCAAUUGAUAAACCUAUAAAACCAACGUGCACUUCUUCAAUUGCUAAACCUAUAAAACUAACGUGCACUUCUUCAAUUGCUAAACCUAAAAAGCAAAAGUGCACUUCUUCAAUUGCUACACCUAAAAAGCCAACGUGCACUUCUUCAAUCGCUAUACCUAUAAAAAAUUCUAAACCAUGUACGCGUAGUUCAAAUAAUUAUAAACUAUAUACAACAGUGCAUCGUUCAAAGAAACCUUGCCCAAAAAAGUAUAGAAAAUAUAAAAACUAUAUAAGGCAUUAUCGAUCAAAAAAAAAAUGCUCAGAGAAACAUAAAAGAAUACUAUUAAUUUAG
Cetraspora pellucida is the source of this 957-nucleotide messenger RNA. Lineage: Eukaryota; Fungi; Glomeromycota; Glomeromycetes; Diversisporales; Gigasporaceae. The record is from the annotation of a GenBank genome assembly.